This is a messenger RNA of Drosophila elegans, 2135 nucleotides long. Its product is annotated as caspase-1-like. The transcript has 8 exons. Gene Ontology annotation, biological process: proteolysis. Lineage: Eukaryota; Metazoa; Arthropoda; Insecta; Diptera; Drosophilidae. Bases 517 to 2103 code for a protein of 528 amino acids. The record is from RefSeq and is a predicted model, not a curated record. Gene Ontology annotation, molecular function: cysteine-type endopeptidase activity.
UUACGCCUGAACCAAUGUAUUUUCGUUUGCACACUAUUUUCCAUAAGUGACCUGUUUCGAUUGGGGUAUUACUCGUUAUAUUCGUGACCAACGUAGUAGAUUUUCACGUUUCUUUGCGUUUUGCUGCUGUCUACCGAGAUGGGUAAAGAACACUCUAUAAAGCUUGCAGAUAACGCUGUUUGAAAUGAACAGUGCAAAAUUGUCACUGCAAUUAGUAUUUGCUGGAGACUCGGACCUACAAGAUCAGUUGCCUAAGUAGUAAAGUUGUAUUAUUGAAAUUGAUGGACAUCCUAAAUACGCCUGUACAGCUUGUGUAUUCUGCUGGGAUAACGAAACAUGAAAAUAAAUUAGUAAUCGGCAUAAAUACUUUUUGUAAUCCAUUAAAAGAAUUGUCUUACCUUGUGUGAUAUUUGGAAAAGUUUACCAGUGUGUUCAUGCUCUUAAAAAUUUCUUGGGCUUAAAAAUAAUAAUUAUAUUAAUUUAAAAACAAAAAGUAACACUUCAAUUUUUGGAGAUAUGUCUCUUCAGAUCGAUGCUCGAGCGGGUAUAAUGCCGUUGGGUUAUGUUGUCAAUUCUUGGAAAAAACUUUUGCCGCCAUAUGUCUGCAUAUUGAAUCACGAGAAAUUUCCGCAUACUUCAGAGCUGAGUCCACAAGGCAGCUCAAAGGAUGUCGAAACUCUGCGCAAAUCCUUUGGAAGGUUAGAAUGUGAGAUUGAGGAAGUUCCCAAUCCCACUCUGGCGACGGUUAAGGAAACGAUCAGGAAAUUGGCUCUUAAAAGUUUCGUGCAUCUGUCUGCUUUGGUCAUUGUCAUCCUGACCCAAGACGACCAAAGCGAGAAGAUAGUUACGUGUGACAAUAAAGGGUACCUUCUGUACGAAGAUAUUUUAUUUCCGCUCGACCAAAAUGACACCCUAGCAAAUAAACCCAAAAUCCUGAUCAUCCAGGCUUGCAAAGGCGUUUGGGAGUCGGAUUCUAAGAGAAUUAAAAGGAAUCUCCCCUUCUGUACCAAGUGCUACAGCUCGACCGAACGCAUCGAUAGCAAUCGUAUCCUGACAGAUGAAUCGAUUUUUAUUCGAACCCUGUGCAAUAGGUUGGACCAGGACGGCCUUUCAAAGGACAUCCGAUCGAUUAUUGCUUAUGCAAAUGCGAACGUCGAGUGGCAUGCUAAAUUACUUGGAUGGAAGCAAGUUCCAUCGAUAACGUCGAUUCUUAAACUACCAUUUUGUUUUGGAGACUUCGUGCGGCUCGCAACUGAUACAAGUGCAAGGACAUCUCCUGUUGCCCAUUUUUCAAGCACGUCAACUACGAGUGCAAUACCAAUGAUACCUCCAGUUAGUAAAGAGCCAGGGACUACGAUUACAAUUCCUCAGCGGAAACUCCAAGCCCCAUUGGUAUACAUAUUAAAUCAUGAAAUAUUCAUAAAUACAAGUAAAAACCGAACUGGAAGUUCGAUAGAUGUCGAAGCUCUGCGAAGUACUUUCGAAAGCUUGAACUGCGAUGUGCACGAGGUUCAAAACCCCACAUUAGCUGCGGUGCAAGACACCUUUAAAAAAUUGGAAAAGGAGAACCUGGAACUCCGCUCCGCGUUGGUCAUCGCCAUUCUGAGCCAUGGCGAUUGCAAUGAGUUGAUCGAGGCAUGCGACGAUACGGCCUACUACUUGAACAAGGACGUUCUGUUUCCCCUUUUCAGAAACGAUACUCUUAGAGGCAAGCCCAAAAUACUGAUUGUGCAGGCCUGCAAGGGAUCUUUGCAGGCGGAUUCAAACCCAAUGAGGUGCAAUCCCGGGGACUACAUCAUCUGUUACGGAACCACCGAGGGAUUCGAAGCCUACCGACACACUUCCCUUGGGUCGCUUUUCAUUCAAACCCUAUGCCAACACAUGAAUAUAUUCGGAAAGGUCAAGGAUUUCCAGACAAUCAUACAGGGAGUGAACGAGACGGUCACUAAAGAAGCUCCCAAACAAUUGAAAAAGCAAAUGAUACCAUCGUUUACUUCAUCGUUGGGAGAAAAAAAAUUUUAUUUUUGGCAAAACACCUAUGCAGAAAAGGUCUCCAUUGAUAGACAUUUAUCUGAAGAUAUUUCUACCUUAUCUCUAAGUUAAAACUGGACUGCAGUACAUUAGCUUUCGAAUGA